AUGUCGACCUCAGACUCCCCCAGCGUCAUCUCAAUCGAGUACCGCGGCCGCGUCGCCGUCAUCACCAUUGCAAACGAGAAGAAGCUCAAUGCGCUCAACCAGGCGCAGUACUAUGAGCUCUCGCAGGCGAUGAGGGAGGUGGCCAAGCACGAUGAGGUCUAUGUCACUGUGUUGCUCGGCAAGGGACGCUUCUUUUCUGCCGGCGCAGACGUCUCCAUCGGCAGACCAAAUCCCACCGACCCCAGCGAAGCCCGCAAGCAGCUCCUCCAGACCUUUGUCGCCUUCAAUCUCAACAUCACAGAAGCAUUUGCCGCACAUCCCAAGAUCCUCGUCGUCGGGCUCAACGGCCCCGUCGUGGGCCUCACCGCCGCCAUCAUCGCCCACGCCGACUUCAUCUACUGCGCGCCGCACACGUUCCUCCUCACGCCCUUUUCGUCGAUAGGCCUCGUCGCAGAGGGAGGCUCUUCGCGCGCGCUCGUCACGAGACUGGGCCCUGCGAGGGCGAACGAGGCGCUGAUUAUGAGCAAGCGGAUCAUGAGCGCGGAGCUGGAACGGUGUGGGUUUGUGAACAAGGUGUUUGAGGAGGUGAAGCAGGGCGAGGACGACAAGUUUAGGGAGCUGGUGCUGAAGGAGGUGGACGAGAGGCUGGGGGAUCAUCUCGUGGGGGAUAGUUUGCUGGGGAUUAAGAAGUUGAUUAGGGGGCCGGAGCAGAAUGUUGUGAAUUUGAAUAAUUUCAACGAGGUGUUUGCUGGGCUGGAGAGAUUCAUGACGGGCGUUCCGCAGGAGGAGUUUCGGAAGCUUGGGAGCGGCGAGAAGAGGCACAAGCUGUGA
Molecule: messenger RNA, 831 nt
Organism: Trichoderma atroviride IMI 206040
Lineage: Eukaryota; Fungi; Ascomycota; Sordariomycetes; Hypocreales; Hypocreaceae
Biological process (GO): fatty acid beta-oxidation
Cellular component (GO): peroxisomal matrix
Source: RefSeq, a predicted model, not a curated record